UUUACCAUGUUUUGACACACUCUUCAUUACAUCUCUGUUGUUGUAGUCUAAUAAGUUAAACUAUUUCAAAUAGUUAUGCGAUUUAUAUAUUCUCGUGUGUAUACAAUUAACAUUUAGGUGAUUUAUGUGAAAGCUAGCCUAUGUUUAACAUUUAGUUUUAUUACUUUGAAAAAAACGUUACUCGAAUGAAAUAUUUUAAGGCCUAAUUCUAUAUCAAGAUGUGUUGUAAAGGAUGUGCCAGAUGCAUGCUGAAGAUUCCAUUUCCAUCAGUUAUCGCCACUGUUAUGUGUCUCUCAGGAUCUGGGAUUUUCUUAGGGUCUGCAUAUAAAGGAAUCACCUUAACCCUACGAAUGUACGAAGUCGUUUUUCAAGUGAAAGCUCGAGGAUUCAUAGAUCUUAGACUUGCAUUUCUAAGUCUCUCACUCUUAGUGGCAAUUUUGGGCAUCAUCCUGGUGAUUAUUGGUUUCCUGGCAACGGGAGCAACAAGAAAUAAAGUCUACCGUGGGUGGAAAGCUCGAAUGGGAGGCCGUGUUUCUUGUGGCGUGUUUCUGGUGACAUCUUACUUUGUGCAGAUCGGAUGGAUUGUUAUUUUGGCGUGUUUAACCGUUAUCCUUUUCGUAUUCCGUGUUAGUUGGGGACUGUGUAAUAACCUAAAUGUCACAGAUGCUAAAAAACAAUGCAUUGAUCUUACACAGUUUGAUUUUAUGUUUCCAAAUGGAACAAAAUAUGAAAAUCUGUUGAUCUGCUCAGAAGGAAAGAUCAAAGAAUUCUGCAAAGACUACGUUGAACAAGCUGUAGUGAUGUACAUUCUGGCAACUGUAGCUUGCGUGUUGAUUAUUAUAAGCUUGAUUCACUAUGGCAUCUCUCUAGCAGCCAACUACACCAGAAUAAAAAACGAGAAGUUUGCUGAUUUACAAGAACUACAAAAUCUUCAAGAUGGCAGAUCCAUAAAGUAAUAAAAAAGAACUUUUAUUUAGUAGAUGUUAUUAUCUACAAUAUAAAGAUUUUCAAAAAUAACUUUUAACUUUACUAGCCAGUUGUACCAAAUAAAGUACUACCUUCUUCUGUUGAAAGGUAUUUUAAUAUUUAAUAUCUGAGACAUGUAUCUGUAGAAUAAUUAUUGUCUCAAUGUUAUUAGAGAUAUUCAAGUGAUCUAUAAGAAUAAUGAAAACUAAUUUCUUCUGACAUAAUUUUCUUUAGACUCUGUAUAUUUUGAGAUAUGAUAUAAUUUUCUUUAGAGUCUGUAUAUUUUGUAUUGAAUCAAUAUGAC
Messenger RNA from Limulus polyphemus (Atlantic horseshoe crab), 1270 nucleotides. RefSeq names its product proteolipid protein DM beta-like. The record is from RefSeq and is a predicted model, not a curated record. Gene Ontology annotation, cellular component: plasma membrane. Gene Ontology annotation, biological process: neuron projection development. NCBI's taxonomy places the organism in Eukaryota, Metazoa, Arthropoda, Merostomata, Xiphosura, Limulidae. The coding region runs from base 219 to 956 and encodes 245 amino acids. The transcript has 7 exons.